AUGGCACCGUCCCCUAAAAAAGGAGAAAAGCCCGCCACUGAACUCUCACCACCUCUACCCACCCCCAAAGACAACCCAGCAAAGGCAAUACACCAAGACAUCAAGACCGCCCUAAUAGCACUAGGAGCACGCGAAGGUAACCUUUCCCAUCCUUCCCAUCCUCAAUAAAACUCGCCAGCACUCCUAACACAUGCCCAAGAAUAUGCGCAAUUUAUCGCCGACCAAGUCGUCCCAGGGGGUGAAACCUACCUCGAAGACGUGUAUAUCAGAACCGUGCACAACGAAAACGAGAGCGAGACGACGGAGAUGAGAAUUAG
This is a messenger RNA of Hymenoscyphus albidus, 317 nucleotides long. The record is from the annotation of a GenBank genome assembly. NCBI's taxonomy places the organism in Eukaryota, Fungi, Ascomycota, Leotiomycetes, Helotiales, Helotiaceae.